CUGAAGUCAAGCCGGGGGUGGAAGCAUAUCUGCCGCAGGAUUCCAAAAUUUAUGAUGGUAUAAAAGUGGCGGUUGAGUGGAAUUGGAUUAUAGUUCGAUAGCUCACUUCAAUCAGUUAACACUGAAAUCAAUCUUUAAGUCAAGAUGUUCACCAAAUUGAUUUGUAUUGCCGCCCUGGCUAUCUCGUGUGCCUCUGCAAAGCCGGGAGUCGUCGCUCCGGUGGCCUAUUCCGCCCCAUUGGUUGCCGCUGCUCCGGCUCCAGCUUUCGUGACCGCUCAAAGCUCCCAGGUCGUUGCUCGUAACUACAAUGGAAUCGCUCCAUUGGCUUACACUGCUGCCCUUCCUGCUCCCGUGGCUUAUGCUGCACCAGUUGCCAAGGUCGCCGCUCCUCUGGCCUACGCCGCCCCGGUAGCCAAGGUUGCUGCCCCAGUAGCUUAUGCAGCUCCAGCGGCUCCUCUGGCCUACGCUGCGCCAUACGCCGCUCCAUACGCUGCUCCCUACGCUUCUCCCUAUGCCGCUCCCUAUGUUGCUCCUUAUGCAGCUCCUUUUGCUUCGCCAUACGCUGCCUACCGCUACAGCCCGUACGUGCUGUAAAUGGAUGAUUAGCCAGUAAGGACCGAACAUGUGAUAUCCAAAUGUGAGAGCAGGCUAUAUUAUUGUUGCAGUAGUAUGAUAAGUUCAGAGGAAUACAAAUCAUUUUGAAACCGAACAAAAA
Molecule: messenger RNA, 715 nt
Organism: Aedes aegypti (yellow fever mosquito)
Lineage: Eukaryota; Metazoa; Arthropoda; Insecta; Diptera; Culicidae
Product: cuticle protein 16.5-like
Exons: 2
Coding region: 145-594 (149 amino acids)
Source: RefSeq, a predicted model, not a curated record